GAAAUGCUAUUCCAACGGGGCACAUCGUCUCAUCAGCUAGGCUAGCUUGUUGGAGUGGGAGGAGGUAGCAAGGAUUCCUCGUUAUCAUUUGGACGCUUUUAAUAUUGCUUAGAGGACAUAAGAAGAGGUGGUCAUCAGCAAUCAGGUCUACAGAGAAGUAUCAGAGCCCUUGAAGUUGUCAGCUUUGAUGCAGUACAGUGUACUGAGUGCAAGAUGACGGAAGAGGUGAUUGUCAUCGCCAAGUUCGACUACAUGGCCCAGCAGGACCAGGAGCUGGACAUAAAGAAAAACGAGCGCCUCUGGCUCCUUGACGACUCCAAAUCCUGGUGGAGGGUUCGAAAUGCCACCAACAAAACAGGCUUUGUGCCGUCCAACUAUGUGGAGAGGAAAAACAGUGCCAGGAAAGCUUCUAUUGUCAAGAAUCUCAAAGACACGCUUGGAAUUGGGAAGGUGAAGAGCAGAAAGGGGGGGAUGAGAGACACGGCCUCCAACGCAGACCCAGAAAUGGGCCCCGACGGCGAGCGACUGUACGACCUCAACCUGCCCGCCUUGGUCAAGUUCAGCUACACAGCAGAGCGCGAGGACGAGCUGUCUCUGGUGAAAGGCACGCGGGUCAUAGUGAUGGAGAAGUGCAGCGACGGCUGGUGGCGCGGCAGCUACAGCGGACGGUCUGGCUGGUUUCCGUCCAACUACGUGACGGAAGACAUGGAUGGGACGGCGGGGGGAGUGGGCAUGGGCGGGCUCGGGGACCCGGCCGGAUCGCUAACGGAGAAGCUGGCGGCCGUAGUGAACAGCACCACUAACGGGAACAGGGUGCUGCACACGGUCCAGGCUCUCUACCCUUUCAGCUCAGGCAACGACGAGGAGCUUAACUUUGAGAAAGGCGAGGUGAUGGAGGUGGUGGAGAAGCCCGAGAACGACCCCGAGUGGUGGAAGUGUCGCAAAGCAGACGGACAACUGGGCUUGGUGCCUAAAAACUACGUCACUGUGCUGGACUCCACCGCCCAUAAAUCCGCAGCAGGGCCUGCUGGGCCGCCCACACCCGACUGUGACUACAUCUCGCCCUCAGGCAUCGGGCGCUUCGCGGGGAAGGAGUGGUACUACGGGAAGGUGACACGCCACCAGGCGGAGGUGGCCCUCAACCAGAGGGGUGUAGAGGGGGACUUCCUCAUCCGGGACAGCGAGUCAUCGCCAAACGACUUCUCCAUCUCCCUGAAGGCGCAGAGUAAGAACAAGCAUUUCAAAGUGCAGCUGAAAGAAAACCUUUACUGCAUUGGACAGCGCAAGUUCAACUCUAUGGAGGAGCUUGUGGAACACUACAAAAAGGCCCCCAUCUUUACCAGUGAGCAGGGAGACAAACUGUACCUGAUCAAGGCCCUGGCUGCUUCUUGAUCCCUCUGUGUUACACACACACACACACACACACACACACACACACACACACACACACACACACACACACACACACACACACACACACUUCCACGCAGACACACAAUUCAACGCAGACACACACACACCUAUACAUUAACUGCAUCCCUAUAUAUAUAUAUACAGACAGAUACUUACCCCAGAACACACACUAACAUUUAAACUCCAAGCCUGAGGACUUUAACACAUCAUCAGGACUUUAAUGCCGAUUUGUGAGCAUUCCAAGAGGAGGUAUGGAAAAAGUAUGGGAGACACACUGAGGAAUGGAAGGGGACGACACAAAAAGACUAUGGACUCCUGAGAGUUGACUACAGACCUCUUGGUCGCCUAUUUUAAAUUAUCCAGAUGUGUUAGGUCAUAGGCAAUGCCAUUUAUUUCCACCUUGAUAUCUAUUAGAGUUGCCUUUUUAGUUUCCUUUUUUUUUUUUUUUUUUUUUUUUUUUUUUUCGUAAUAUAUAAUCUUUUUAACAGUUUCUUUUUAAAAAAAUGUGAUGACUUUUAACUGUAUCCAAUUCACAACCACCACCGUUAUGAGGCAUUUUUCAGAUGUUCGCAAACUCGCCUACAGAGGUCGACAUUUCAACUCAUUUUUCGUGUUGUCUGUCUUAAUUUUUUUCUCUGAUUGUGGACACGCUAAUCCACAACUUCUGCUAAUUGCUAAUCAUGAAUAAAAAAAAAAAAAACUAAGUGACCAAAAUAUAUUUAUUGAUACAAUUCUGUUAGGAUCAUAGUGGUAGAGAUUGCAAUAUCACACUCGUCUGUGGUUGGAGGAUUUGGAGGAUUCCUCUUCUUGUGCAAAGUCAAACUUAGUUGUUCAACAUUUUAUUUUUGUACAACAGAACUGCUUGUCUCACAUAUUGCUGUAUCCAUGUCAUGUGAAUGUUACAAAGCCGAGGCAUCGCAGACAGUGUGGGGGGGGGGG
This is a messenger RNA of Anoplopoma fimbria (sablefish), 2352 nucleotides long. It is a transcript of the gene nck1b, whose product is annotated as NCK adaptor protein 1b. The record is from RefSeq and is a predicted model, not a curated record. The coding region runs from base 214 to 1392 and encodes 392 amino acids. The transcript is spliced from 5 exons. Gene Ontology annotation, biological process: positive regulation of translation in response to endoplasmic reticulum stress; positive regulation of endoplasmic reticulum stress-induced intrinsic apoptotic signaling pathway; negative regulation of endoplasmic reticulum stress-induced eIF2 alpha phosphorylation. NCBI's taxonomy places the organism in Eukaryota, Metazoa, Chordata, Actinopteri, Perciformes, Anoplopomatidae. Gene Ontology annotation, molecular function: ephrin receptor binding.